Oppia nitens is the source of this 956-nucleotide messenger RNA. RefSeq lists its product as uncharacterized. The coding region runs from base 27 to 956 and encodes 309 amino acids. The record is from RefSeq and is a predicted model, not a curated record. The transcript has a single exon. NCBI's taxonomy places the organism in Eukaryota, Metazoa, Arthropoda, Arachnida, Sarcoptiformes, Oppiidae.
CAGUGACUUAUAAAUUAUUAGUUAAAAUGUAUUUCAAAUAUAUAGCAUUAGUUGCAGUAAUUAUCCAAUUGAUUGACUGUUCGCCAGUUAUUGAGACCAACUGUACAGCUGUUGAGUCAAUUGAUGGUAAUGUUGGUGUCGAGUGUGAGCCUAAAGAGACAAACAAUACCACUUUUGAACCGGUAGUUAUUCAACAGCAUUACGUCGAUUUGUUUGGCGGUCGGGCUAAGCGUGAUGUCAACAAUACGAUUAUACGGCCAACUAUUCGUGUGUCUGAACUCUUCAUACAGAACCUGGCGGUCAUGAAUGAGGCAAAUAUGAGUGAAUGUAUGGACAGAUUUAACUGCGAAGAAAAGUGUGAAUUAAUUGCUAAAGAAUUGGUCAAAGAAUCGCCGGAAGACACACAAGAGUUUGACGGUUUGGAGGAUUUGCCGCAAUAUGUCCGCAGCUUUUACGAGUCCGGACGUAAAGGCAUGGAAUUGGGACGAAACAAACGGUGCGAUGUUUGCAUGCAAUUACACUCCCAGUGCUCUGCUAUGCAAUACGAGUAUACCAUCCGAACCAAUAACUUAUACAAAGAGCUUAUUGAUAAAAAUGUGACUCUUUUUGAGGAAAACGCACCCAAAGGUGAUAUGCCUUCCGAUAUGAUAUAUUUGCAUCAAUCGAUGCGUUUUCUUGAUUUGGCAAACUUGAGUACAUGCUAUGCACGUGUCACGUGCGAAACUAUCUGUCAACAAACUAAGAUGAACCCCAACAAUGAGGCCCCGUCUGUGAAGUCACCGAUUCUGGAGAACGAUCCCAACAAACCCGCGAGUGUUGAUAUCAUACAUAGCGGAGCCAUUCUUGGCUAUACAUUAGCCUUUAAUGGAGUUUGUGAGACAUGUGGUAUCAAUUUUGCUGAUUGUCGAGAGGACAGGUAUGCAAUUGCCCGUAUGAGUGCCAUCAUCUUUAAUUAA